AUGCGCUUCACCACUGCGUUCACUCUUCUGCUUGCGUCCAUCGCGGCGGCACCCUCGGUCAUGGCGCUGCCCACUGGCUACGAAGCUGCUGAGCUCGAGGCACGCGACUUCCACUACGACGUGCAGAUCCUUGCGCGUGCAGUGGCGGAUGUCCUUGAGGCCCGCGAUGCGUCGCAUAUGCUGAUGGCUCGUGCGCCGACGAAGCCAAAACCCUCGCCCAAGUACAAGAAGACGGACCCUAAUCCGCGUCCAGCUGACGCAGAGCACAAGCCGCCGCCCUACAACCCGAACGACCCGAUGCCGAUCCCGGGGUACCGCAUCCACGACCCGGCCCCCAUUGGCGGGCACCCGGCUCAGAAGAAGAAGGGUUCGAAGUUCUGGAAAUCGAAGCCCUGA
Fomitopsis serialis is the source of this 396-nucleotide messenger RNA. RefSeq lists its product as uncharacterized. The transcript is spliced from 2 exons. The coding region runs from base 1 to 396 and encodes 131 amino acids. NCBI's taxonomy places the organism in Eukaryota, Fungi, Basidiomycota, Agaricomycetes, Polyporales, Fomitopsidaceae. The record is from RefSeq and is a predicted model, not a curated record.